Molecule: messenger RNA, 3700 nt
Organism: Mastomys coucha (southern multimammate mouse)
Lineage: Eukaryota; Metazoa; Chordata; Mammalia; Rodentia; Muridae
Gene: Hoxc5
Product: homeobox C5
Exons: 3
Coding region: 1050-1718 (222 amino acids)
Biological process (GO): regulation of transcription by RNA polymerase II; embryonic skeletal system morphogenesis; anterior/posterior pattern specification
Cellular component (GO): nucleus
Molecular function (GO): DNA-binding transcription factor activity, RNA polymerase II-specific; RNA polymerase II cis-regulatory region sequence-specific DNA binding
Source: RefSeq, a predicted model, not a curated record
GUAUAUGUGUGUGUGUGGAGCUGAGACAGGCUCGACAACGGCACAGAAUGAGGAAAGACGAGAGAGACAGAGAGUGGGAGAGAGAGAGGCAGAGAGAGAGAGAGAGAGAGGGAGAGAGGGAGAGUGACAGCAGCGCCCGGGUUCCUAAGACUGUGAAGUCUACCCAAGUCCACCUGGCCCAUCACCUCCAGUCACAUCUCAGAGAGUACCUAGGACUCUCAGCCUCAGGACCCGUCUGCCUGCUUCUGCUCACUCAGAAACCCUCCCUCCUCUUGGGUGCCCUGCCUACCUCCCAGAACUUAAUUUUUCCAAGCUUACAAGAAAAGCUUCUCUUCAUCAAAACUGAGUUCAAUCCUCCCAAGCAAGAGGCCUUGACCUUUAGUUUAGGUAACCCAAGAUACGUCCUCUUGGUUCUUCACCCUGGGCUUUAGCUACCCCAACUCUCUUUCUCAGUCAUCAUUGAAGUUUGGAAGGCUCUGGAGGUAGAGAACUGGCACUAUCCAUUACAAAAACCACCAGUGUAAUUCCUAAAUGAGGCCUCAUCUUUUCACAAAUUUAAACAGAAUUUUAAAGACAAGCUCAAGGGUUAGUUUGUCCAACAAGCAACAACUUCUCUACAAUAUGACUGCUAGAAGACCAAGCGACGCUACUAGAUGCAGUUCCCCUGAGUCGGCACCGGGUGUCGCUGUGAGCUCGUUGUCCCGACUACCCCCCAAUUCCAAGAACCAUUUUUUCCUCCCCCUUGCUUCUCUUUCUCUUUCACACUGCUCCCCCCAACCCCCGGGCUUUGCCAACAUAUCAAGAUGCGUUUCGCCGGCUUCCAUCACUAACCUCCCGGAGGUCAUCAAGCCAAAUUUAUGAGUGGCCGUUCCAGUCACGUGACUCUAUUUAAGGCUCCCUUAUUUGGGAAGAGCGCAUAGGAUAAAGAAAGAGAUAUCUCCACCUAUAAAUUGUGCACUUUGGAGAACAAAAACCCCCUCAACUUCAAAGAGUCACAAAUCACCCUUAAUCAAAAAGGGUGCAGAAAUUUUUUUUGGGCCCUCCCCGCCAUGAGCUCCUACGUAGCCAAUUCAUUCUAUAAGCAGAGCCCCAAUAUCCCUGCCUAUAACAUGCAAACUUGUGGGAACUAUGGAUCGGCCUCAGAGGUGCAGGCAUCCAGGUACUGCUACGGCGGAUUGGACUUAAGCAUCACUUUCCCACCGCCUGCGCCUUCCAACUCUCUCCACGGGGUAGACAUGGCUGCCAACCCCCGGGCUCACCCCGACCGCCCCGCCUGCAGCGCCGCGGCCGCUCCGGGACACGCUCUGGGCAGAGACGAAGCGGCUCCUCUGAACCCUGGGAUGUACAGUCAGAAGGCGGCUCGCCCAGCGCUGGAGGAGCGAGCUAAGAGCAGUGGGGAGAUCAAAGAGGAGCAGGCGCAGACAGGGCAGCCUGCCGGACUGAGCCAGCCACCGGCCCCGCCACAGAUUUACCCGUGGAUGACCAAACUGCACAUGAGCCACGAGACGGAUGGCAAGCGGUCCCGAACCAGUUACACGCGCUACCAGACCCUGGAACUCGAGAAAGAAUUCCAUUUUAACCGCUACCUCACUCGCCGCAGGCGCAUAGAGAUCGCCAACAACUUGUGUCUCAACGAGAGACAGAUCAAGAUCUGGUUCCAGAACCGCAGGAUGAAGUGGAAGAAAGAUUCCAAAAUGAAGAGCAAAGAGGCUCUUUAGAGGAAGCAGGAAGCCCUCAGAGAGCACCCCGGUCGGCUGUGGUCCCUGCGCCCUUCCUUUUCGGUUUUCCUCCUUCUAGAUUUUGAGGUGGAGGCUAGAGCACUGGCUCCGGGCCUCCCAGACAAAAGCGCAUUUCUUUGGCAUUCCGAAUCCCCAUCCACACAGGGUUCUGCAGGACCGCCUGCACUGCCUGUCUUGCCUCAGCUCAGCUGAGCACCCCAGGCCCGGGGCACAUUCUUGUUGGGCGGGUACUGGAUAAGUCUCAGCCUGGGCUGCCUCUCCCGGCUCCGAGCCCUAGCUCGGCUAGCCUGAGUUAGGUGAGACAGACUAGCUGUAACCCCUUCCGCGCCCCCCCCUUCUUUGUUCCUGCCUAGCUGGCCAGGCUGCUGAAGGCUGGUUGUGCCAGGCAGAGGCUAUGACCAGAAUCUUCGGGGUACUUUCAACUAACCUUUAUAACUUCUAAACUCGUCUUUGUUCAUUAAUUAUUUGCAUAUGAAAGAAGGAGAUAAGUGAAAGUGGGCUUGUUGCCCCGGAGGUUGUCCUAUGCUCUCUAAACCUUCCAACCCCCUCCCCAAAGCCCGGGAACUUCCCUAGCCUGGCUUGCUGCAUGCACUCUCAGGUUCACAGUCCCAGCCUGCUAGCUAGCUCAACUAUUAGGGUCUCUUGCCUUUGGACCCUAGCAAGUUGUUCUUUGAGGCUUUUUUGCUAUCCUAUAUAUCUUGCCAUGACUUUCUCACCUUCCUGCCCCAUUGCAGUUGCCCAGCUAUUUAUUGACUCCAAGUCCUUCCUGAAACUAUAUUUUGUCAUAUCAAAUAAAGCCAGAAAAAGAACAGGACUAAAGAUUCAAUGACUUCUGUCUGUUUAGAGCAUGCAUUGAGUAGAUGUGUCUAAACAGGCUCUGAGAUGUAUUGGGAGGCCAAGUCUUUAAGCCACCCCUUUAGAAAUAUUUUUAAAUAAGUUUAGGAGCAGCAAGAAUAGGGAACAAUGUAACAGAGUUCUUUUCUUGAUUCGUGGUUCGAAUAAGGGCCUCUGGGGUGAAGGGGAGUACACUUGAGAACUCCUGUACUGUUGUUUCCACAUGCUGUGGGUGUCUAAGUCACCCAGACUUUUCUAUAUCCUAUUCUCAACAUUGGCUAAAAACGACUUGACUUGAGGCUUCUAGACUGUCUGUAGUUUGUACUUUAUGCCAGAGAAGGGGAAUUCUGUGGCUCCACUGACUUAGAUUUGGGCCCUUCUAGGUCUGAGUCAUCCCUGAGGGUCCUUUCUGGACAUAGAAGAAAGGUUGAGUCCUCAGUCUAGGACCAUGUUUGAUCCCAGAGGAUUCCUAGUAAUAGUAGGUGCUGCUUGGUAAAGAGGUGUUGGGGAAGGGGAAUUGGCCAUGGUUUGAGAUGUUCUUCAGCUUUCUAAGAUAUGGGAUGGGGCAAAGGGAACUAAGGGGACAGUGAAUGUAACCUGCAGUGUGUGCCUGCCUUAGAGAGAACAUACAGACUGCUCUCUGUCUUCUAGGGUCUAAGCCAAUGAAGGAUAGAUAACUGGAAUAAGAGCUGUAUAGACCAGUGCAGGAGCUGUGUCUGUUUGCCAUCAUCUAUUACAGUCUCUGAGAUUUUAUAUAAAGGGGGAGGGUGGCCUAUAGGAGAGGGGACACAGCUAAUUCAGGUGGGGCUGGUCUAGGCUGAUGCUCUGCUCAGUCCACUCUAGGCUCCAGGCGAUGAAGGAGAAAGUACAGGAGAAACAAACAAGGAAUGGGUCCAUAAAACUUUACUGCAUUUCCUCUCCAGCCUCCCACAAUGGAGUGAUUUCCUGUAGCCAAGUCUAGGACCCCCACACUGGAGGAGUGGGGAUCUGAAACUGGGCUAAGGGCUGCUCUACACUAGGACAGAAAGGGAACAGAGUGGCUCUGGGGAAGGGCAGGGAGAUUUCUCUCUAAGAUUAUUAAUGCUUAUACUCUUUGGAUUAUUUAUUAAAGGUCUGACUUCGCUGCA